UACUUUAAAUGAACACAAAUAUAGAUGAGAAAAAAGGUUUGGUAUAUAUAGAGAGAAAUAGCUAGAAGAAGAAAGGAUAAUGCAAAAUACGAUCUCUGUCUCUUCUGCAUUCAUCUCCGAAACCACCCAUCUCUAAUUCUGCCCUAAUUCCUCUGAUCAAAUCCAAUUCUUAGAGAAAAAUGUAUAAGAAGCAGCUCCAGGAGGUUGCUCAUAGGAGCUGCUUCAACAUGCCUUCCUACACCUGUAUCAGGGAGGGGCCGGACCACGCGCCUCGCUUCAAGGCCAUCGUCAACUUCAACGGCGACACCUUCGAGAGCCCCAACUAUUGCUCAACCCUCCGCCAGGCUGAGCACUCCGCCGCCGAGGCCGCCCUCGAUGAGUCGGGAGUAUAUGAGAACCUCGUGCAGGAGAUUGCACAGAGAGUGGGGUCUCCAUUGCCGCAGUACACAACUUUCAGGUCCGGUUCAGGGCACCUGCCUGUGUUCACCGGGACUGUGGAGCUGGCCGGAAUCAUAUUCACCGGAGAGCCUGCAAAGAACAAGAAGCAAGCUGAGAAGUAUGCUGCUUUGGCAGCUUGGCUGUCGCUCAAACUAUUAGCACAGCAAGAAGUGAUCUCUCCGUCUGAGAGCGAAUGCAACGAUGAGCGGGAACAGAUACGGAUUGCAAGGGCGUUGCAGAAGUAUCGUUCGAAAGAGAAGUUAUUGAUGCCAAACCUACACAAUGCCUCCAUACCAUUCCAAAGGAAGUUCAUGGCUCCAACCCCGCGUCCCUCAAGCCCACAACGCCCCAUCCCGCCAACAUCCAAAAUCCUCCCCUUCUUCUGCCAGAAAGCCGAUUCACGUGCUAGACCACCGUUAAACACCACCUUACCACAGCAUCAGCCAUCACCUGAGAUUAGGACAACGCCACGUGUUUUUCAGAGGUUUCAUGCAGCUCCUUACAGACAGUGUAGGUCGCCCUGCCAAGGCAUUGCUCCACCUGUAACGAUACGAACUGCAGUGCCGGUAUUCUCAUCACCACCCGCUCAUCUCCAGCCUGCACAACUGGCUCCGCCUGUAUGCAUCAGGCAGGUUUCCACAACCUGUUCAUCGCCAUUAAAGAAAGCGCCUGCAGCAGAGGCCGAGGUAAUUGGAGCAUGCGAAGUAGAUGAGUCCACAGCCGUCAGGUGUCUGAAGGAGCUCGAGAUAUCCGAUUCCUCUUCUGAUCAAGGUGUAAGACUGAUAUUCGGACGAGGAAGAUCGUUGGGCGUGGCACUGAGAACCAAGGACUCUACUACGUGGAUGGGGUAGCUCAACAUGGUAGUGCGAUGCUGGCUCACGGAUCCACGAAAGAAGAGGCUUGGUUGUGGCACAGAAGACUAGGACAUCCUUCCCCUGGUUAUUUUAAGCUUUUGUUUCCUGAUUUUGCACUUCCUAAAACUUUUUCUUGUGAGACAUGUGUUUUGGCCAAGAGCCACAGACAAUCUUUCAAACCCUCAGAUACUCGUAUGAAAUUUAUGUUUGAUCUA
This is a messenger RNA of Salvia splendens (bonfire salvia), 1507 nucleotides long. Its product is annotated as double-stranded RNA-binding protein 2. NCBI's taxonomy places the organism in Eukaryota, Viridiplantae, Streptophyta, Magnoliopsida, Lamiales, Lamiaceae. Gene Ontology annotation, molecular function: double-stranded RNA binding. The record is from RefSeq and is a predicted model, not a curated record. The transcript has 4 exons. The coding region runs from base 180 to 1289 and encodes 369 amino acids.